AUGCAUUACGACUCGGUGGAUGUGACUGCUGCUGGGAGUAUGACGGACUGCCCUGGACUGCUGCUCUGGGAGUCACGUGCGGUCACUGCUGGCAACAGCCCAUCACCCGGGCAGUGCUUUCCGGCCAAGUGCCGGCCGGAGCUCGGGGCGGCGAUGGUGCUGGCAGGGAACACGAGCGGAUGUGCCCCUCAGCUGACGCCCCGGCCUGCCCUGGGACCCAUUUGCACGUUACUUAGGGGCUCGUUACUUAGGGGCUCGGAAACCCUAAAGCGCAGAGUUGCUUUUGGUGCUACACGUGACGAUCAGACAGCCAAAUUUGUGAGUUCAAAACCAUACCCAGGAGCAGCUGCUUUUGCGGAAGAGCUGGGCGUGAGGACGAAGCCCUAA
Rangifer tarandus platyrhynchus (Svalbard reindeer) is the source of this 387-nucleotide messenger RNA. The record is from the annotation of a GenBank genome assembly. NCBI's taxonomy places the organism in Eukaryota, Metazoa, Chordata, Mammalia, Artiodactyla, Cervidae.